CAUGUCAAUUGUCAUACCAAAAACAUGAAGCAUCUUUCCUCUUUCUUCCUAUUUCUCUCUUUAUUUAACCUAACAUUCUAUGGCUCAACAGCCCAAAAUUUAAUCCAAACAACUUGCAAAUCAUGUUCCAAAAAUGAAUCAAGUAUUACGUAUGGCUUUUGCACUUCAUCUCUACAAGCUGCUCCGGCGAGUCAAUGUGCUACUCUCCGUGGCCUUGGAAUGAUUUCUAUUAGAUUAAUUCGAUACAAUGUUACUGAUACGAGGUGUCACGUUAAGAUGUUAUUGAAGGAUAAGAAUUUGGAUUUUUAUAAUAGGAGUCGCUUGAAAGUUUGUUUAGAUCUUUAUUCUGACGCGAUCCCAACUAUCAAGCUUGCUAUGAAGAGUUACAAUAUGAAGAAAUAUUAUGAUGCGAAUAUACAAAUAAGUGCAAUUAUAGCUACCGCUACGACAUGUGAAGAUGGAUUUAAGGAGAAAGAAGGUGCUGUGUCACCGUUAACUAAGAGAAAUGAUAAUACUUUUCAAUUAUCUGCAAUUGCACUUUCUGUUAUGAAUCUUGUUAUGAAUAAUAAUGGAUAAAUUGGUCGAUAUUGAU
Molecule: messenger RNA, 592 nt
Organism: Solanum tuberosum (potato)
Lineage: Eukaryota; Viridiplantae; Streptophyta; Magnoliopsida; Solanales; Solanaceae
Product: putative invertase inhibitor
Exons: 1
Coding region: 25-576 (183 amino acids)
Molecular function (GO): enzyme inhibitor activity
Source: RefSeq, a predicted model, not a curated record